AUGGUGGCAUCAGCCAUCUUUUAUGGAGUGGUCUGUUGGGGCAGCAGCAUCUCAACUGCAGACAGGAAGAGACUUGACAGACUCAUUAAGAGGGCCAGCUCUGUUAUGGGAAGUCCCCUAGACCCAGUGCAGGUGGUGGGAGACAGGAGAAUGUUAGCCAGACUAGCAUCCAUGCUGGAGAACAGCUCCCACCCCAUGCAUGAGACUUUGGCAGCACUGGGCAGCUCCUUCAGUGACCGGCUGCUUCACCCCAAGUCUCACCACUGUCUUCAGCUGAAAGCUCACUCAACAUCUUCACAAACCACUGUUCCUGUGGCCAUGGUGUGUGCCGGAAUAAAAAGUCUGCUCCUUGUCUUCAUGCUCACCAUCAGAGCAGAUGCUAUUGAUCCAAACGUUCUGGCACAAAUAAUUAAAUUUACGAGAGACACCAUCGCCUUAAAUGGUGAAUAUGCAUUCCUCAUCACCACGACCGAAGAGGCAUGUGGUAACUACAACAUUUUUGUAACUAAGCUUAACAAACAACUUCAGCAAAUCCACAACUUCUUUGUGACCAGUGAUGAGCGUGGCAUCAUAGGCACAGAUGAUAUUAUCGCAGCUAGGCCAGAUGACAAUUUCCAUGCUGAACAUUGGAUCCUUUUUAAUAAUGAUAAUGAGAUUCGGAAAAGGACCCAGAACCCAAACACCUGUGUGCUGUUUUUUACCAAUUACUCCCCUUGUGUGGACCGCUGUGCAUCUCCAGACAAUGCACAAAGCAUUAUAAAAAACCUCAGAGAAAAGCUAUUAUUUAGAAACAUAAAUGCAGAUUGGAAGGCCUUUGUGUUCUACACAGUUUAUGACAAAGACGAGACACGGAUUCCAGAGCUACAACAGGCUCUUACUACCAUUGAGGAGUUUUUGCCUGUCUUUAGAUGCACCUCAUACAGUCAAAAUGGAAGGUUGAUUAAUGUCUGUUAUAUCUGUGCAUCUCAAAUGACUGACUGCCUCUGGGUACCACGGCGACACUAGAAGAAUGAAGGACCUACAUUUAAAAUAACAGCUUUAGCAAUCAAAAUACAAUCAAGUGAUGCUCUGAUCACAUUUACUAAAGCAUAAAAUCACCAUCAUCACAAUCAACUGAGAAUAGACAGAGAUUCUUUAUUUUUCUUCGAAAAUUAUAUUUGUGAAAGAUGUUUUAAUGUUGUUUCAGAUUUUGGUUGCUGUCUGUCUUGUAUGUGAUUAAAUUUCUACAAACCGAAUAUAAAUUAAUUUCUAGUUAUGAUAUCUACAAACUGUGCCUAAUAUGGUUUUUAAGCUGUAUUUCUUUCCUUUAAAAUAUGUAAUUUCCAUCACAAAUGUUUUAUCUAGUACUCACACAAAGGCUUUGUAAAAGAUUAUGUUUCAUAUGUUAUGGUAAAACUAUCCCCGCGACCCAGAAGGAUAAGCCGCUUAGAAAAUGUGUGUGUGUGGUAAAACUAUGGAUGGUGUUUCUGACACACUGGUGAUACACCCACAUCCCAAAUAAGUCAAGUGAAAAUGAAUGGAAUGCUAUGUACAAUGAGAAGUUGCUAAACUGCUGGUGUGGAUGCUUCCUCUGCUGUGACA
This is a messenger RNA of Colossoma macropomum (tambaqui), 1581 nucleotides long. RefSeq lists its product as uncharacterized. Bases 1 to 1005 code for a protein of 334 amino acids. NCBI's taxonomy places the organism in Eukaryota, Metazoa, Chordata, Actinopteri, Characiformes, Serrasalmidae. The record is from RefSeq and is a predicted model, not a curated record. The transcript has 4 exons.